CCAAUCAGUACAGAAAAGAAAGGCGGGCUCUGUACGUCUAGCCAAUGGAAGCGGAGUAAGUGGGCGGGGCUUGUGUGCUACAGUAUCUACGCAGAAGAACAUAAACAGUAGCGGAGUGCAGACGGAGUGAGACUGCAGCAGCCAUGGUGAAAGAUGUGAAUAAGCCGAAAGGCCGGACCUCAGCGUACGCCUUCUUCGUUCUCUCCUGUCGGGAAGAGCACAAGAAGAAGAGUCCUGGUACCACGGUGAACUUCACCAAGUUCUCCAAGACCUGCUCUGAGCGGUGGAAGACUCUGGCUGCGACUGAGAAGAAGAAGUUUGAAGACCUGGCGAAGGCCGAUAAGGACCGCUACGAUCGGGAGAUGAAGAACUACAUCCCUCCGAAAGGCAUGGGGAAGAAGGAGAGGAAGAAGAAGGACCCCAACGCUCCCAAACGCCCCCCGUCAGCGUUCUUCGUCUUCUGCUCGGAGCACAGGCCGACGGUGAAGGGCGAGUACCCCAGCCUGUCCAUCGGAGACAUCGCCAAGAAGCUGGCUGAGAUGUGGGCCAAACAGAGCCCUAAAGACCGCACGCCCUACGAGCAGAAAGCAGCCGCUCUGCGCCAGAAAUACGAGAAGGACAUCGCUGCGUACCGCGCUAAGGGCGGGGCAGGGGGCGGAGCUCCUAAACGAGGCCCUGGCCGACCCACAGGCUCCGCUAAGAAAGCUAUGGUUGAUGCAGAUGAUGAUGAUGAUGAGGAGGAUGAAGAUGAAGAUGAGGAAGAAGACGACGAGGAGGAAGAUGAGGAUGACGAGUAGAGUGUGUGUGUGUGUGUGUGUCACGGCUGCUGCAUCUAUGCAGGAUCACUUCACUGCGGUUUGGGGGUUUUAACGUGUGUGCGUGUGUCAGAGAAUAUGUGUGUGUGUGUCAGAGUGUGUGUGCGUGUGUGUGUGUGUGUGUGUGUGUGUGUGUGUUAGCGUGAGACCAGCCUAAGCAAUAAGUCACAGAGAUUGUGAUGUGUUUAUUUUUGUACGGGUUUGUGUUUCAGCCAUGUGUAGAGUACAGUUUUAUAAUAAACUCACACUCUUAUCUA
Pangasianodon hypophthalmus (striped catfish) is the source of this 1072-nucleotide messenger RNA. It is a transcript of the gene hmgb2b, whose product is annotated as high mobility group box 2b. Bases 144 to 797 code for a protein of 217 amino acids. NCBI's taxonomy places the organism in Eukaryota, Metazoa, Chordata, Actinopteri, Siluriformes, Pangasiidae. The record is from RefSeq and is a predicted model, not a curated record. Gene Ontology annotation, molecular function: DNA binding, bending. Gene Ontology annotation, biological process: regulation of transcription by RNA polymerase II. The transcript is spliced from 5 exons.